Messenger RNA from Penicillium egyptiacum, 1077 nucleotides. NCBI's taxonomy places the organism in Eukaryota, Fungi, Ascomycota, Eurotiomycetes, Eurotiales, Aspergillaceae. The record is from the annotation of a GenBank genome assembly.
AUGGCUAUCACAACCCCAACCAAGACCCCACAAUCCACCCAAAAACCCCAAAUCAGCAUAAUCGGCUCCCUAAACAUCGACUUCGUAACAGCAACCCCUCGCUGCCCAGGACCAGGCGAAACCCUCACAGCAACCUCCCUAACCGUCUCAGCAGGUGGCAAAGGCGGAAACCAAGCCGUAGCCUGUGGCCGCGCCUCCUUCACAUCGCAAACAACCCAAGAUGUGUGCGUGAACAUGAUCGGCGCCGUCGGCGCCGAAGACCCAUACUACACGACCCUCCUACAGCCCGCACUGGAGAAAUCCGGCGUCGACACAACAUCCAUUGAGCAAUCGACUGUCGCACAGACUGGGUCGGCUAGCAUUAUCGUGGAAGAAGCUAUUGGAGGCGAGAACAGGAUUCUCGUCGUUCCCGGCGCAAACCAUGCCGGACUGCUGAGUUCCGUAGACAAUGUUCUCACUGCGCUCAAGAGUUACCCGUCUACACCCGAUAUCGUCGUUUUGCAGGGCGAGAUCCCGCGCUCCACGACGCUGGGUUUGCUCGAGUAUUUCAAUGAUUGUUCUGGCGAGGAGCGCGCGAAAGUGGUUUUCAAUCCGGCGCCUGUGUUCCCAGAGGGGAUUCCGCUUUCGGCGCUGCGUGGGACCGCUGUGCUUAUUAUGAAUGAGACGGAGGUUGUGCAGAUGGCGAGGUCGAUUGAGGGUCUUCCUGUUGGGGAUGUUCUUGAGGGGGAUGAUUUACGACCUGAGGAGUUGGCGCCACGGUUCCAUGAGCGAGCGGGCGUUGAGAUUGUUCUUAUUACACUUGGUGCGAAGGGGGUUUAUUUCUCGACAAAGACGGGUCGCACAGGUAUUGUUGCUGGUGUUAAGGUUUCUAAGGUUGUCGAUACAACUGCGGCGGGGGAUACGUUUGUUGGGUACUUCGCGACUGCUGUGGCGCGUUUCUUGGCGACAGGACGGAGCUCGGGGGAGUUUGAUGAUGAUAUUGAGGGUGCGGUUUCGAAGGCGAAUGCUGCUGCUGCUAUGUGUGUGCAGAGACGGGGUGCUAUGCAGAGUAUUCCCUUUGCGUACGACAUGGAAUGA